UCAAGCCUCCAUAGGCCGCAUGGUCGCUACGAUACCCUGAGUAAGACCCAGAUUGUCUUUUUGCACAUCGUUGUGUCAUAUAUACAUGUCCCCCCCCCCCACUCACACCCUCCGUGUGUGUUUUUUGCUGGUUUCUCUUUUCGUUUUUUUUUGCACUUUAUUUUAAUGUGA
Molecule: messenger RNA, 171 nt
Organism: Rodentolepis nana
Lineage: Eukaryota; Metazoa; Platyhelminthes; Cestoda; Cyclophyllidea; Hymenolepididae
Source: the annotation of a GenBank genome assembly